Molecule: messenger RNA, 1862 nt
Organism: Pseudophryne corroboree (corroboree frog)
Lineage: Eukaryota; Metazoa; Chordata; Amphibia; Anura; Myobatrachidae
Gene: THAP11
Product: THAP domain containing 11
Exons: 1
Coding region: 4-909 (301 amino acids)
Biological process (GO): regulation of transcription by RNA polymerase II
Cellular component (GO): nucleoplasm
Molecular function (GO): RNA polymerase II cis-regulatory region sequence-specific DNA binding
Source: RefSeq, a predicted model, not a curated record
GGGAUGCCCGGCUUCACCUGCUGUGUUCCGGGCUGCUACAGCAACUCCCACCGGGACAAGGGGCUGCACUUCUACACCUUCCCCAAAGACCCGGAGCUCCGGCACCUGUGGCUGAAGAACGUUUCCCGGGCUGGGGUGACCGGCUGCUUCAACACUUUCCAGCCCACCAACGGACACCGAGUGUGUAGCCUGCAUUUCCACGGUGGGCGCAAGUCCUACAGCAUCAAGGUGCCCACUAUCUUCCCCCUCCGCGGGGUGAACGAGAGGAAGACCCGCAGGGGCAAUGCCGGGGAUAGAAGCAAGAAGAGGCAUCACCAGCAGCCCAGCUACACCCCCACCUCAACUACAGUGCUGGUGACCACCCUGCCAGGGCAGGAGCAGGAAGUGCUAGAGCUGACAGGGGGUGCAGAGAUGAUGUUGCUGGGCACAGCGUCUGGCAUGGGGGACAUGGCUGCCGUAGAAGCCUCUGCCGCCGCCAUAGGGAGGUCCAUGGGGGCAGUACCAGGAGAACAGAACACAGCGGAGCCCAACCCUGUCAAUCUCACAGUCAAACUGGAUUCUGCGGGAGGUCCUGGGCUGAGCACCCACUUCUCUGCCGGGUCAUCCCACCAGCAGCUACAAGUGGUGGUGGUGGGAGAGGAGACCUACUCCAUGCCAGAGUACUACCCCUCCUCCCAGUUUGCAGACCACUCCUACUCAAUGUCCUCCGGUACCACCACAGAGGAGUUGCUGAGGAAGCUCAAUGAGCAGAGGGACAUUAUAGCUCUGAUGGAGGUGAAGAUGAAGGAGAUGAAGUCCAGCAUUAGACACUUACGGAUUACAGAGGUGAAACUUAGGGAGGAAAUCCGCCAGAAAGACAAAGUUCUGUCCAUGAAUGCCGCAAAGAAAAAAUUAGAAGGGAACUCGUAGGGUAGCCGUGUUGUGUUUCCAUCACUUGUCCUUAAAAGGGUCACUAAACCUAAAACAUAAGUGUGUUCAUAUGAAAAUAGAUGAAACAACUUACCACAUUAAAUACCUGUUUUAAAAUGUACUAAACUUAAGAGAAACAUGCGUUGUUAUUAUUAUGAAAUUGAAUGUAAUCUUAUUGACUGGACGGCAUUUUAUAUAAUUAGCUUUAAACUAUUCUGUAGUUUGCGCAGGAAAUAUCUGCAUAAAAUCCCUUCAUGGUACAUACAUUAACACCAACAUCUUUAGUUGUUACAUUUUGUUUUCUUCUUACUUCUGCAUGUGUUUAUGUGAUGUAUACUGUUUCAUAUAAUGCUACUCUUAUUUUAGGUUUAGUUUUCCUUUAAAAUGGUCCCUUUGAACUUGUUAUAAGCUGUUGGGUUUCAGCUUUAUAGGACUAUGGCAAACUAUUUUGGAAAAGACAAAAUCCAUUUAGAUGUCCAUGGAGGCAUCUUGUUAUGCACUUACAGCUUUCAUGUACAGAAAAUAUACAUGUUUCAACACUUUUUUUUUAUUUUUUACAUUUUCCUAUUGGGUGUUUUUCUUUUUCCCCCUAAUUCACCUUUUUGCUCAUAGAUUUGUUUCUGUAAGAGCCUUCUGCCUAGAUUUAGAGAUGAAGACUUGCCAAGAGCCAGGACAUCCAAAAAGUUUAUUGCUGAGAUCGCUGAAAGCCUUUCAAAAUAAAAGAUCAUACAGGUUCAUGGAUGUUAAUGUUCAAAUUUGUAAUGUUACAUUUAUUUGUCAUCAUUUGAAACUUGGAAAUAAUUGGUGAACAGGUACAGGAUACAGCAUCAUGAUGUAAAAACAUGUUUAUUACAUUGGAAAGACAAUUCUGAUAAUCCACAAUCAAUGUUUGACGGAAAUUUGUUCUUUUAUUUUUUAAUAAAAAUGUUUCUUUGAAAUGUAUUUCAUAUAUA